AUGUCUGGCCGCGGCAAAGGAGGAAAAGUCAAGGGAAAGGCAAAGUCCCGAUCAUCUCGUGCCGGACUUCAGUUCCCAGUUGGUCGUAUCCAUCGUCUGCUCCGCAAGGGCAACUACGCAGAACGUGUCGGAGCUGGAGCUCCCGUCUAUCUGGCCGCUGUCAUGGAAUAUCUGGCAGCUGAAGUGCUGGAAUUGGCAGGAAACGCCGCUCGUGACAACAAGAAGACCCGUAUCAUCCCGCGUCAUCUUCAGCUGGCCAUCCGCAAUGACGAGGAGUUGAACAAACUGCUCUCGGGCGUCACCAUCGCUCAGGGAGGUGUUUUGCCCAACAUCCAAGCCGUCCUGCUGCCCAAGAAGACCGAAAAGAAGGCUUAA
Messenger RNA from Uranotaenia lowii, 375 nucleotides. RefSeq names its product histone H2A. The transcript has a single exon. NCBI's taxonomy places the organism in Eukaryota, Metazoa, Arthropoda, Insecta, Diptera, Culicidae. Gene Ontology annotation, molecular function: structural constituent of chromatin; DNA binding; protein heterodimerization activity. The record is from RefSeq and is a predicted model, not a curated record. The coding region runs from base 1 to 375 and encodes 124 amino acids. Gene Ontology annotation, cellular component: nucleosome.